UACUCCAGGACAGGUUUGAGAAUCGCUUCAAUACUGCGAAUGCUGACAAUCAUUGAGUGACGCUACCACUAUGAACCCCACGGGGGCGCUACAUACUAAGAUUAUGAGUUUAGUGCUAAUCAGCUCCUUGGCGUCUUCUAGCAUCUUCUUGAGUGUGCUUGUGGAAGAGACGUGAAAAGUGGGCUACAAACCUCUAAAAAGACCAGAGGUUUACUGAACUCCAAUAUUUACAUACAGUGAAUACGUCGCCUAAGUAGUUCUCAUUCAGACUUUUCUUGGGGACCCCCAAUUAUUAGGCUUGCACAGCUGUCGUGUAUAAUCAGAGAGCCUGUAGCAGGUAGGUGCCGUGAAGGUGGAGGAGAGAGGAGGGCAGGCGGCCGAUUGAUUUACAGGAUGACUGCCUCCUAUUUUCAGCAGUUCAGCGACGGAACUUGAAGCGAGAAGAAUCUGUUGCGACAAUAUAUGACGGGACAACGGACUUAAACUUCGUCUGCCAGGAAGAAAGUGAAGAAGACGAAUUUUCAGCUUUAUCACAAUGCUUGUUUAUGGACUAUUCGCUCAUUUUUAUGUUUUCAUAACACUUGGAAAAUUAAUUAGAGCGGACCCAGCUGACUUUUCAUGACAAAUCCGCUACUACUCUCUAAAGGAGCGCGUGCACAAUGGAACUCUUCUCUCGGAAGAAAAAGAAUCUAAGAACCGCGGUCAGCCUGACUUUGGUUUUUGCCACUAUACUGAUGCUUAAUAAGUUAAUAAGGGUGGACACGAAUUUUAAAGAUUCCAAAGUCGACGUGAAACGCAAAUGGUGUGGCCCCACAUGUAAAAGCAUAAAGGCCCUUGAAAUUUCACCUCAAUCACGCGUGAAUGGGUUGGCGCCGGUGGGGAAACCAAUUCCAAAAAAAUGGGACAUGAAAAGUAUAGAAUGCCAUGAAAAUUCCACGAUGAAGACCCAAGCCUGGUUUCGUCGCUUGAACCCCAGGUUCCACGAAUUUGUCUUGCACAGACAUUGCAGAUACUUCCCAAUGUUGCUGAAUCACCCGGAGAAGUGUAGCGGUGACGUGGAUGUUCUGCUCGUGGUCAAAUCGGUUAUUGAAGAACAUGACCGGCGAGAAGCCGUGCGGCAGACGUGGGGAAAGGAGCAAGAAAUCCAGGGCUUGAAAAUCAAAACACUAUUUCUUUUAGGCACUCCAGCCACUGGCAAAGACACACGAAAUUUACAAGCCCUGGUCCAAUAUGAAGACCGAACCUACGGAGACAUCUUACAGUGGGACUUUUUGGACACUUUCUUCAACCUCACCUUGAAGGAGGUGAACUUUCUGAGAUGGUUCAACAUCUACUGCAGUGGAGUUCCCUUCGUCUUCAAAGGGGACGAUGACGUUUUUGUCCAUACCAAGAACUUAGUGGAACUAAUUGGCUUUCGGGUGGAGGAGAACAAAGUGGAAAACCUCAUUGUAGGAGACACCAUUUUAGGAGCCAGACCGAUCAGAAACCGCCAGAGUAAAUAUUUCAUUCCCAAAGAGUUGUAUGAUAAACGCUAUCCACCUUAUUUGGGUGGGGGAGGAUUUCUCAUGUCCUCUCAGGUGGCCCGCAGGCUCUUCGCGGUUUCUGAGAGCGUGGAGCUAUACCCCAUUGACGAUGUGUUUUUGGGCAUGUGUCUUCAGAAGCUGAAGAUCGUCCCCGAACUUCACCUGGCCUUCAGGACAUUUGGGAUCAUUAAGCGUAAAGUGACUCGUCUGAACCGGGAGCCGUGCUUCUUUCGCAACCUCAUCGUGGUCCACAAACUCUUUCCGCGGGAGCUGCUGCAAAUGUGGACGCUUGUUCAAAACGAGGACUUGAACUGCGCCAGACAAGUCGUUAUGUGAAACGAUGCGUAUCGAUAAAGACACUGGGAAGAUAUAUUUUCAAAUGAAUUGUUUUUGUAAUUUCCAUCAUCCUUUAUUUUUUUUUGUAAGGAAGGCUGAUGACUAGCCUACUUGUGUUAUCAACUGCCAGAUGUAGGCUAAUAAAUCACAACUCUUUCA
Messenger RNA from Carassius carassius (crucian carp), 2018 nucleotides. RefSeq names its product UDP-GlcNAc:betaGal beta-1,3-N-acetylglucosaminyltransferase 7-like. Lineage: Eukaryota; Metazoa; Chordata; Actinopteri; Cypriniformes; Cyprinidae. Gene Ontology annotation, molecular function: hexosyltransferase activity. The record is from RefSeq and is a predicted model, not a curated record. Bases 660 to 1859 code for a protein of 399 amino acids. Gene Ontology annotation, cellular component: membrane. The transcript has a single exon.